AUGCAUCAUAAGAGUACGGUCAAAAAGACAUUCAAAGUCGUGUUCUUCUUUAUUCAAGCACUAGUGUUUAUUUCUGGGGUUGGAGGAUCGAUAGUCGGAACAACUGUUUAUCUAACAGCUCACGAGUUACUUCAGAUACCUGAAAAGGUCCUUGUUAUUUCGUAUUUGCUAAGCAUAUUAGAAGUCUUAUCAGCCAUACUUGGAUACACGGCACUGGUAUCAAGAAGGAAGCUUCGGAUGCUUGUCUAUGUCUUAAUCACACUCAUUCUCAUGAACACGCAGGCCAUGAUGGCAGUCAAGGGUUGGACUAUUUAUGAAAGGUCACGUGCAUGGGGUGAUUGGAGAUGGAGCUCAUUGACAGAAAAUCAAAGAAGCUUUGUUCAAACAAAGUUCAAGUGCUGCGGGUUUUCCAAUCCAACGGAUAGAAGCGGGCCUAACUGUGGAGGAGGAAAAGGUUGUGCGGAUGUUGUCUAUAAGCUCUCUAGAAAUGUGUCGGUACUUAUGCAGAGGAUAUUAAUGUUUCUAUUCUUUUUUGAAUCUGUUGGGAUUGGAAUAUUAAGCAUGCUAAGACUUAGAAAGUGA
This is a messenger RNA of Encephalitozoon romaleae SJ-2008, 582 nucleotides long. RefSeq lists its product as hypothetical. The record is from RefSeq and is a predicted model, not a curated record. Bases 1 to 582 code for a protein of 193 amino acids. The transcript has a single exon. NCBI's taxonomy places the organism in Eukaryota, Fungi, Microsporidia, Unikaryonidae. Gene Ontology annotation, cellular component: membrane.